Cynoglossus semilaevis (tongue sole) is the source of this 673-nucleotide messenger RNA. It is a transcript of the gene cenps, whose product is annotated as centromere protein S. Gene Ontology annotation, molecular function: protein heterodimerization activity; chromatin binding. NCBI's taxonomy places the organism in Eukaryota, Metazoa, Chordata, Actinopteri, Pleuronectiformes, Cynoglossidae. Gene Ontology annotation, cellular component: FANCM-MHF complex. Gene Ontology annotation, biological process: replication fork processing; resolution of meiotic recombination intermediates. The coding region runs from base 154 to 519 and encodes 121 amino acids. The record is from RefSeq and is a predicted model, not a curated record. The transcript is spliced from 7 exons.
AAUGUUGAGUGUUGUUAGUAACUCCUCCGGACCACGAGGUGGCGUCACUGCACUUGUCCGAGUUAUUAUCAAAUAUAGUUCCGUUUUACUCUUGAUUUUUGUUUGAGUUUUCCACAUCCGUUCCGGUAGUUGGUUGAAUCGAGUGAAAGGAAAAUGUCAGUCGAUGAAGAUGAAGAAAAGCUGAGGUUAAAGGCCGCCGUGCACUUCACCGUCGGUCGUCUGUGCCAAAAGGUCGGGGAGGAGCACCACAGACCGUUCAGUCGACAGAUCAUAGCGGCCCUGGCUGAGACAACAUUCAGACAGUGUGAUAUUUUUGCCAGAGACCUGGAAGCGUUUGCCAGGCACGCCAAGAGAAGCACCGUCACGGCUGACGACGUGAAGCUCAUAGCUCGUCGGAGCACCGCCCUGUUUGUCUACAUACAAAAUAAAAGUGAGGAACUGAACCAGGAGCAAAAGGAUGCCAAAAAGAAAAGUACUGCAAAGAGGAAGAUCAGAGACACUGAGGAGGACAAAGACUGAGGACAGGACACAGACGGCUGCUGCACCGUCCAACCAGUGUCCGACAUUCAAAUAGAGACAAACGCAGACUUAAAAAAACAUGGAAUACUUAACUUAUUGUGAAAUGCAUGGCCGUGUCAGAUCACACUGCAUCUGUAUCAAAGCUGUUUACCAA